Sphenostylis stenocarpa is the source of this 444-nucleotide messenger RNA. Lineage: Eukaryota; Viridiplantae; Streptophyta; Magnoliopsida; Fabales; Fabaceae. The record is from the annotation of a GenBank genome assembly.
AUGGCACCGAAGGGAGAGAAAAAGCCAGCGGAGAAGAAGCCCGCAGAGGAGAAGAAGUCGACGGUGGGAGACAAGGCUCCUGCGGAGAAAAAGCCAAAAGCCGGAAAGAAGCUUCCGAAGGAGGGAGGAGCGGGAGGUGACAAGAAGAAGAAGAGAAGCAAGAAGAGCGUGGAGACAUACAAGAUAUACAUCUUCAAGGUUCUGAAACAGGUUCACCCUGACAUAGGUAUCUCUAGCAAGGCUAUGGGCAUCAUGAACAGCUUCAUCAACGAUAUAUUCGAGAAGCUUGCUCAGGAAUCUUCUAGACUUGCCCGAUACAACAAGAAACCCACCAUCACCUCAAGGGAAAUCCAGACUGCUGUCAGGCUUGUGCUGCCUGGAGAAUUGGCCAAACAUGCCGUCUCUGAGGGAACCAAAGCGGUGACUAAGUUCACUAGUUCUUAA